UUACCUGAUGCCCUGCCCUGGCAAGCGGAUCUUGACUGGCAGCGUGGGAGCCCUGAGAGACAUGGACGAGGAUUUCCGGGAGGGCCUGAGGGACUACGUCACCGCUCUGGUGGGCUCGGCCGGGAGACACGUCUGGAGGGACCAGUGGGGGGAGCCGCUCACCGGGACCCAGCUCGCCGCCAGGAUCAAGAACUUAUCUCAUGUGAUGAGGACCCAUCGCUCCGGCUUCUCCUCCCCCUGCCAGAUGGCCAUCGCCUUCCACAACCAGCGCGCCCUGGACAGGGCCCGCGCAGACCACGCUGCCUUGCUGAGGGAGAAGGACGCCCUGUCCCGGCGCAUGGCCGACUGCCUGCGGGUGGAUCCGGGCGCGAUGGCGCAGCAGCUGGGGGAGCAGCGCAGGGCGGUGCUGGGGCGGUGA
This is a messenger RNA of Pelodiscus sinensis (Chinese soft-shelled turtle), 418 nucleotides long. The record is from RefSeq and is a predicted model, not a curated record. NCBI's taxonomy places the organism in Eukaryota, Metazoa, Chordata, Testudines, Trionychidae.